Phyllostomus discolor (pale spear-nosed bat) is the source of this 2505-nucleotide messenger RNA. It is a transcript of the gene MEIOSIN, whose product is annotated as meiosis initiator. The transcript is spliced from 13 exons. The coding region runs from base 1 to 1953 and encodes 650 amino acids. The record is from RefSeq and is a predicted model, not a curated record. Lineage: Eukaryota; Metazoa; Chordata; Mammalia; Chiroptera; Phyllostomidae.
AUGAGAGAACUGGUCAGGAAGCAAAAGAAAAACCACACCAGCAAACUCCAUGAGUUGGCAUUGCUGCUACCUGUGGCCCCAAGGACCAGCUGCAAGAAGCUCACCAAGGUAUGUGGACGAAAAGACAGGAGGGGGAGGAAGGAGAUUCUGCUGCACGUCCUGCACUACAUUCAGUACCUGCAGAGAAACAUCGAUGUGGCCCAGGCCUUGCUGACCUUCCACGCCGCUAAUGGGGAGGGUGAAGUCGAGGGGGCUGUCCAGAAUGGAGGACUUGGAGUGGGGGUGAGGGCCUCUGACCUGUCUUCUCCUCGGUCCUGUGCAGGGCGGGGUCGGAACCCCACUGCGGGCUCAGCGAGGCGGAGACACCUCACCCCAUCCAGCUCCCCGCACUCUUGUGAGUCCUGUGUCCGGGGGGCCUGUCAAAAGCCUCGGAAGAAGAAGCUGACCCGACCCACAGAACGCCAGACCCGGGGCCAGAACCCUCGUCGCUGUCUGGCCCUGGACAAGCCCAAGAAGCAGGUGGCCCCACCCUCGGACCAGAAAGGAAGAGACGUGGAGGGGCCCGCCGCUCCACCAAGAUGCGCUGACUCCCACGCUCGCCCCGAGGCUGCUUUGUCCUUGCCUCAAGGCUGCUCCUGCAGAAACAGCGCCCAGGGUGAUGGGCCUUACCCUGCCUUCGGGGCCCAGCAAGGGGCUGAGAGGACCUAUUUGGUCAACGGAACACAGUCCUAUCCCAGCUCUGUGAGGGCCCAACCUCAGACUGAUAAGCUUUCUGCCCUGAGGUCGUGCCCCGGGGAGACAGCUCACCCAGGGAACUUCACCUCUUGCAGGCAGCAGCUGGCCGUAUACGAGUCCAGCGAGGAGGCGGACAAGGAGGCCCCAGACGCUGACCCUUGGCUUCCUGCCUGGACCCCAGAGGGCAUCCCCCUAGGGAGCCCACUGCCUUUGGGGCCCCCUCAGAUUGACAACCGGAGUGUGACGGGUCCCCUGAGUGAGAUCCUAGGCCUCAGCCCUUCCCUCUUCAGCUCCCCGGGGAAAGCGCUGCCUGUAGAGACCUUGGAGGACAGCAGCCUGUACCUAACCCAAGCUCUCUUUGAGGAAAUUUUCUUCGAUGCCAUGUCUUCGCCUGCUGGCUGCGUGCUGGAGGUUCCGCAGAAGGAGACCCAAGGGGCGUUCGGGGCAGUUGUCCUGAAUCUGAGCUGUUUCUCACGUUCCUUUCCUAGGAGAGCCAAGAGUGGGGGCGAGAAGGGCACCGCCGGCUCUGCUCACGUCCCUCCAUCUUUCUCCUUCACCUCCCAGGACUCACCCCGUGAGGCCUCCAAGGACCUUCCUGACUCCCGCCGCAGCCUGUGCCAGUGCCUGGGCUCGGGGGACCCCCCCUCGCUGAGUGAGGACAGCUCCGGCUCUGAGGACUCGGUCACCGACUCGGACGUGGAGAUGGCGUGGGCGCAGCAGGACACUCCGGCCGACCCCGAGGGCCCCAGGUCCGUGAGCGAUGAGGACGGAGACUACACGUGGACCCCCAGCCGCCAGUUCUCGACCUUGGCCUCGGCCAGGAGGAAGGCCAGGAAGGGCCAGGCAGGCAGGGGCCCUGUGAAACCCAAGAACAAGAAAGUUCCCUGCUCCACUCAGAUGAAGAAGAAGUGUGUCAACGGCUUCAUCAUGUUCUGCAGGAUGAACCGGAAGCAGUAUAUCAGAGCCUGCCCGGGGACAGCAUCCACGGCUGCCACCAAAGAGCUGGCCCAGCUCUGGCGGGAGAUGACGGAGCAGGAGCGGAAGCCGUACUGCAUCAAGGCGCGGAGAUUCAGCCGCCAGCACAACCGGAUUGUGAAGAAAGAGAGCUCCAGCAGCGACGACGAGGACUGGGGGGUGCCCAAGCCCUUCUAUCAGCUGCUGGCGGACAAGGCCCGCUCUGCCUCAGGGCCCGCCGCUCAGCUGCUUUCUCACCGCUAAUGAGAGGGCACCGCGCCUGGCCUCCCCGCCACCUCGCAGCUCCGCGGCUCGCUGGAAACCAGGAGCGCGGGGAGGAUGUUGCCCCUCCCGGGCCCCACCCCCGCCAGCAAAGUCCCCUUGGCCAGUUCCCUGGGGCUGGAAGGCGGAGGUUUUCUGAUUCCGAUGUUUUGUGUUUGUUUUUUACGUGGGCAGCUGAACCCUGCCCUUCCCCAGCUCCUUUCUCCUGGGGAAGGAGGACCUGAAUGAAAUGCGGGGAGGCAAAGUUACGAAGAAGGGGCUCCCUCCACCCCUGUGCACUGACCUGCCUUGGCCCACCCCAGAAUCAAAUGGUUUCAACCCUGUUGAAAUUGUUCUCACCUUAUCCUACUCCUCUCUCCAGUUCUAUUUAUAGGUUAUUUAUUGCUGCCAACAAAAUAAAGUAAAACCCUUGUUACCAGUAAGGGACAUUCAGCAAGCUGCCGUGGUCCCCUGCUCCCUCAGCCCUGGGGGCGCUCCUUCUACCCUGGAUCUGGGGGCCCCAGUUUGAAAGCAGCUGGCACCCUCCUCGCCUGG